AUGGAGGUCCCUUCUGAGUUCGACACAAGCUCGUGGGAGAUCUUGUCGCCGCAGCCCCCUGGGGCUGCCCUAUCGGAUCCCUUUGACUGGCCCUCCGCAUCCUCUGUCUUAUCGCCGUACGCUGGCCCACCUACUGGUGAAGGGGAAUCGACCAUCCGCCAACAACUACGUAAAACACGUGUUUGUAAGCACUUCCUCAAGGGUCGUUGUCACUACGGUGCCUCCUGUACUUUUGCUCAUUAUGACAGUGAGCUCUUCAAAAAGCCCAACUUGGCCAGGACUAAGAUGUGUACCAAACCCCAUUGCAACGACCCCGAGUGUACCUAUGCACAUUCUUUGGAGGAACUAAGACAGCCAGGUGAGGCUUCUGAUAUGGACACUGCCCGGGUUGACAUGCAGCAUGAGAAAGUGCUUGGUGAGCAGCGGGCUUUGUUGACCGUCCAUGGCCUCAUGGCGCAGACUGGUGAUGGUGCUACUGAGGGUCCUAGCCCUGGAAUUCUCCCGAGUCCUCCCUACUCCCCACACCACCGACAGGGUACACUAUGGGUGCUCCCUUUGGGAAUCCUAGACGGAGGAGUGGUCAUUCUCCAAUUGAUGGGUCGCGCUCUCGAAGUAGCCUCAAGAUAUCUACCCUUCAUGCGUUGGCGACUAAAAACGAGGAGCUUCGAAGACAAGUGGAAAUGA
Messenger RNA from Perkinsus marinus ATCC 50983, 684 nucleotides. RefSeq lists its product as hypothetical. NCBI's taxonomy places the organism in Eukaryota, Perkinsozoa, Perkinsida, Perkinsidae. The coding region runs from base 1 to 684 and encodes 227 amino acids. Gene Ontology annotation, molecular function: metal ion binding; mRNA binding. The transcript has a single exon. The record is from RefSeq and is a predicted model, not a curated record.